Messenger RNA from Tigriopus californicus, 1033 nucleotides. Its product is annotated as C-signal-like. The transcript has 4 exons. Lineage: Eukaryota; Metazoa; Arthropoda; Copepoda; Harpacticoida; Harpacticidae. The coding region runs from base 192 to 935 and encodes 247 amino acids. The record is from RefSeq and is a predicted model, not a curated record.
AUUGCCCUUUUUCAACACAAACGUAUCUCAAAUGAAUUCAUAUGUCCUUCAAACGAUCACACGCAAGCAGAUACCCACUAUUUCAUAAGCCUGAAUUUAUCCCAAAGUUACCUGGGUUGUUGUGGAUGUUGCUGGUGUGUCUGCACAAGAGAAUUGUGUUCCAGUUCUAGCAUAUAACUUAGUGCUGAAACAUGUCUGUCAAACAUGUCUUAAUUACGGGAUGCUCCCGGGGAAUUGGUCUUGGAUUGGUCAAAUCGUUCCAUGACAAGGGUUUUAAGGUGAUUGCCACCUGUCGGAAUCCAGGCCAAGCACCGGCUCUUCAAGAAUUGAUAAAGGAGCUAAAUCUGGAACCCCCUAUUGCAUUGGACGUGUCGAAUGACGAAGGCAUUCAAUCCGUUUUCACCCAGGUCAAGGAAAAAUACAAAUCCAUAGAAGUGUUGGUGAACAAUGCAGGCAUUUCAACUUCCAACCAUCCGGAUGAUCCUCCCGGACAAUUGGAUCGAAAGGAAAUGGAUAAGGUUCUUUCCGUCAACGUCAGUUCUGUUGGGAUGUUGACGCAAUCCUUCCUGCCCAUCAUCAGAGGAUCAGAUGGAUCACCUGGAAAAGUGAUCUAUAUAUCGUCACUCUUGGGCAGCAUCCAGCUGAAUACGCCCAAAGAGACUAACUUUUACAUGUCCACAUCUUACAGGUGUAGCAAGGCCGCUUUGAACCAACUGGUGAAGUGCUUUUCAUUGGUCCAGGAUCAGGAGAAUAUGGUUCAUCACUUGGCGGUUCAUCCUGGUCAUGUUCAAACUGACAUGGGCGGCUCUCGCGGACGAAAAGCCCCCCUUCAAGUUGAAGAUGUAACACCAAAAAUUGCCAGUUUGGUUGAUUACUUGAAUCAGGAGACGAAUGGGCAAUUCGUCGAUUAUGAGUCUAAAAUCUUGCCCUAUUGAAUGACAAGCCGUGGAGGGCUUCAAUGACAUUCUUGAUGAAUAAGGGCAAGUUUUUUGUGCAUCAAAAAUAAAACGGAGUGACAAAUUCCAAAAUCAUA